AAAUUGUAGAAACAAUAAAAUAAAAUGUUUUUAUUACAUAAAAGAGCCAUUUAAACCAAACAUGGUACUUUUUCAGCAUUUGACAGGGGGCUUGACUUGAUGAAAUAAUGUACAUUUCUGGUUAUGUGAUUUUCUAUAGCUAUUAGUCUUCCCUAGCCUCUCUUCCAGUAAGAUAUAAAUGGUUGGGAUUAGUCUGAAGCAUCAUUGUGAGACUAAAUUGACAAAUUAUUUUGCACAGUAUAUGGGUAAAAAGUAGGAGCCCCCUAUGCACUCAUACAGUCACCCUAUCUUCCCACAUCUAAGGAGACACUGGACACAUGAAAGCUACAGGGAUCCUGCCUGAAAGUCAAGGGUUUCUCAAGAAGUCCUUCAGAACAAUAUUGGUUUCCUUCUCCAUGGUACCAGAUUUCGUAAAACCUAAAAGAGACAGUAAAACAAAGUAGCUAAAACAGCAGGUGUUAAAUAAUAAUCACUGAAUAAAAAGUAGAAAAUAAGUAACAACAAACCAAAGUUUAUUGUUCUUUUGACCCAACUAUGGCUCACUGCAUUAGUCUCCCUUUAUUCAAGUUUCCAAUUCUUAUGUUUUUGGUAGCUCACGGUCAACAUAUUAAAUGAACAUAUUAAAUGAAAAAUUCUAGUGAGAAACAACUCGUGUUUUGAAUUUCACUCCCUUCUGACUAGCAUUAUUAAAUCUCAUUCCAUCACUUUUCACCUUGCCUUUGAGAUGAACCUUCCCUUUGUCCGGAGCAUCCACACCAUACUAUCCUCUAGUCAUCUCUUGGCAGCUGUUUUAGUUAUCAGGUUGGCAUGGAUCCCAAGGUCUCCUCCGAGAAUCAUCAGGAGAUCCUCAUGGAAGAGGAAGAUGAACCAAGAAAAGAGCCCAAAGAUGGUGGAGCUGAUGACCCAGAACACCUUGGGUCCUGCAAUAUUAUGGCAGAAGAUAGCCAAAUACAGAAGCAGCUGGAAUUACAAAAUAGUAGCUUAGACGAAGGAUUUGUGGUACGUUCCCUGGAGAAUGAGGCCCAAAAUAUAAUGGAAAGCCUAAGCCCGAGGAAAUAUUCAUCCAGUCUGAAGUUUAAAGCCAAUGGGGACUAUUCUGGCUCAUAUUUAACCCUUUCACAACCUGUGUCUUCCAAGAGAAGCCCUUCUCCAUUGGGUACCAGUGUCAGGAGCAGUCCCUCCUUGGCCAAAAUCCAGGGAAGCAAACAGCUCUAUGAUGGAACUGACAAAAAUAUUUCAAUGAAACCUCCUACUUCAUUCUUUAGCUCUGCAGCCUCUCUUGGCAGCUAUCCACUUGGAAGAGCAGAUCUGGAUCACUGUACCGGUCGGGACAGUGAGAGGUCCUCCCGACUCUCAGAGAAGCCUCCCUAUUCCAGAUACAGCUCUAGGAAUAAAUCACACGACAACGUCUACUUUCUCGGGGGGCUGGAAGGAAGAAAAACAUCUGGCUCGCUCCUGACCAUGUGGAAUGGAGGUUCCUUGAGUGGAGCCGGCUCCACGCCCAUCAGCAGAUCUGGGGCAGCGAGCAUGCCUUCAAGCCCAAAGCAAGCCAGGAAGAUGAAGCUUCAGGACAACUUGACACUUCAGCCCAGGUUAACCAGGCACAAGGAGCCAGCCUCUGAAAACGUCACUGUGAGAGCCAGAAAGUAUUCGGGGAGCAGCCUGGGUAAUAUGGGUGCCUACAGCAGAUCACUUCCCAGGUUGUACAAAGCCUCAGACAACCAGAUGUCGCCUCUCAGCUUGCCUCCGAGAAACUCCCUGGGCAAUUCCAAACGAGGUCAGUUAGGGGAAAAAGAUCUACCUCAUAGCAUAGUAGAUAAUGACAAUUACCUUAACUUUUCUUCUUUAAGCUCAGGGGCUUCACCCUAUAAAGUCGCUCUGUCAGAGGGAAAUUCUUAUGUAAGCUCCGCCCUCAGUGUCCCUGCCAGCCCUCGAGUGGCCAGGAAGAUGCUCCUAGCCUCCACCUCCUCUGAUGACUUUGACAGGGCCUCAUACUCAGGGACCAGCCCAAGUCAUUCCUUCAUUUCUGGAGAACCAGACCGAGCCCUUGUGGGCAGGAGGAACUUCUCCUGUGGAUCUAUGGAGUUUGAUGACUCCGAUCUGGAGAGCCUAAGACAGUCCUCAGAAACUCCACAGCCUGUCCUUCGAGAACGGAAAAGUAGCAUCAGCUCCGUGUCCGGACGUGAUGACCUGAUGGAUUAUCACCGACGGCAGAGGGAGGAGAGACUCAAGGAGCAGGAGAUGGAGCGACUGGAGCGGCAGAGGCUGGAGACCAUCCUCAGUCUCUGUGCUGAAUACACAAAGCCGGAGGGUCGCCGUCUGUCCGCUGGCACCACGGUGGCUGAUGUGCAGAAAAUCAACAAGGAGCUUGAGAAGCUGCAGCUGUCGGAUGAGGAGUCAGUGUUCGAGGAGGCUCUGGUGUGCCCCGAAGCCAGAUACAGAUGCCACCGGAAGGGCUCCGUCCAGGAUGUUGACAUUGCGGGCUUCGGGAGCCUCGGUCACAGUGCCAGCUUCCUGGCGGCCUCCAGGAGCGGCAGGAAUGAUGAUCUGCUUGGUGACCUCACCAGAACGCCCCCACCAUCCUCGGCUGCGUUUCUGAAAGCAUCCAAUGAGUCCUCCUACCUCAGCAUCCUACCUAAGACCCCAGAGGAUAUAGGUGAGGAACACAGGACUCAGGAGUUGGCCGCCAUGGAAGAUGCCCGGAUGGUUAUUCUGAACAACCUUGAGGAAUUUGAACAGAAAAUCAAAGAUAUAAACGACCAAAUGGAUGAAUCUUCCAGAGAGCUGGAUAUGGAAUGCGCCCUUUUGGAUGGAGAGCAGAAGUCUGAGACGGCUGAGCUCAUGAAGGAGAAGGAGAUUCUAGAUCAUCUAAACCGGAAAAUCACAGAACUAGAAAAGAACAUCGUAGGUGAAAAGACCAAGGAGAAGGUAAAGCUUGAUGCUGAGAGGGAAAAACUAGAGAGGCUUCAGGAGCUGUACUCCGAGCAGAAGACCCAGCUGGACAAUUGUCCUGAGUCCAUGAGGGAGCAGUUACAGCAGCAACUCAAGAGGGAUGCUGACCUGUUGGAUGUUGAGAGCAAACACUUUGAAGACUUAGAGUUCCAGCAGCUUGAGCAUGAGAGCCGUCUGGAUGAGGAGAAGGAGAACUUGACUCAGCAGCUGCUGCGGGAGGUGGCAGAGUAUCAACGGAACAUCGUGGCUAGGAAGGAAAAAAUUUCUGCCUUGAAAAAGCAAGCCAGUCACAUCGUUCAGCAGGCUCAGAGGGAACAAGAUCACUUUGUGAAAGAAAAGAACAAUCUAAUAAUGAUGCUCCAAAGAGAAAAGGAGAAUCUCUGUAAUCUGGAAAAGAAGUACUCCAGCCUGACCGGUGGGAAAGGAUUUCCCAUUAACCCCAAUACUCUGAAAGAGGGCUAUGUCAGUGUAAAUGAGAUUAAUGAGUCAUAUGGCAAUUCCACGAAUCUAUCCCCUUCCACUCAGUUCCCCGCUGAUGCUGCCGCUGCUGUCACUGAGCCUGCCUCGGCUGUGCCGGUGAGCCAGCCCCAGAGUUCAGAGCACUUUAGAAGUCUGGAAGAAAGGAAAAAACAGCACAAAGAAGGCCUCUAUCUGAGUGACACUUUGCCUCGAAAGAAAACCACACCUUCUCUCUCCCCUCACUUCAGCAGUGCCACAAUGGGGAGGAGCACCGCCCCGAAGGCUCACCUGCCUCUGGGACAGAGCAACAGCUGUGGUAGCGUGCUUCCUCACUCGCUGGCAACCAUGACCAAGGACUCAGAGUCUCGGAGGAUGCUCAGAGGAAGAAUGAAUUCCUCAGCAGGAACAAUUAAUAAUUCCAAAAGUUCAAGUGUAAAAGGUUAUAAUCACCAGCAGAUGAGUGAAGGACAAAGACCGAAACCUGAAUUUUACAGCCGCACAGCAUCUGAAUCGAAUGUCUACUUGAAUAGCUUCCAUUACCCAGAUCACAGCUACAGGGACCAGGCCUAUGACACAUUGAGCCUGGACAGCUCGGAUAGUAUGGAGACCAGCAUCUCUGCCUGCUCACCGGACAAUAUCUCCAGUGCCAGCACAUCCAAUAUUGCCAGGAUAGAAGAAAUGGAGAGACUCUUGAAACAGGCUCACGCGGAGAAGACGAGGCUGCUUGAAUCCAGGGAACGGGAAAUGGAAGCCAAAAAACGAGCUCUAGAAGAAGAAAAACGACGCCGAGAAAUCCUGGAAAAACGACUGCAAGAGGAAACCAGCCAAAGGCAGAAGUUAAUAGAAAAGGAAGUGAAAAUACGAGAGAAACAAAGGGCACAGGCUCGUCCUCUGACUCGCUAUCUGCCUGUCCGGAAGGAAGACUUUGACUUGCGGAGUCAUGUGGAGACUGCAGGCCACAAUAUUGACACCUGUUUUCACGUGUCAAUCACAGAGAAGACCUGCCGAGGAUACCUCAUCAAAAUGGGUGGAAAAAUUAAAACGUGGAAAAAACGCUGGUUUGUUUUUGAUCGGAAUAAGCGAACAUUUUCUUAUUAUGCAGACAAGCAUGAGGCUAAAUUAAAAGGAGUGAUAUACUUUCAGGCCAUUGAAGAAGUGUAUUAUGAUCACCUCAAGAAUGCUAAUAAGAGUCCUAAUCCAUUACUCACCUUUAGUGUCAAGACACAUGACAGAAUCUACUACAUGGUGGCCCCCUCACCGGAAGCCAUGAGGAUCUGGAUGGAUGUUAUAGUGACUGGAGCAGAAGGAUAUACUCACUUCCUGUUGUAGUGAACUUCAGUGGAGGUCCACUUAAGGCCAGACUGCAAUAGUUUCCUACAGGAAUGAAGCCAUAUCCAGUCUCAGAUGGAAAGGCCUAACACACCCAUCCAACCCUUUAGCUGCGUGCACUCAGAACUCUUUUUAUACUGGGGAGCCUUUCAUAAAAAAGAAAGCAGGGCUUAGAGUGAAGGAACUGGAGCUCCCAUGACAAAAGCAAAAACAAAACACUAUUUUGAUAAAAAGCGUCACGUAGAUGCACAUUUCUCAUAAACCUUUUCUUAAUCCGUUGAUGUUGGUUAAAUAAACUGAACGGUUUACACGAUGUCUGUAAAUUUGUAUUUAGAAAUAUGAGAUUAUUUUAGCACCCAGAUCAUUGCCAUUGUUAGUCAACUGCCUUCUUUGUAGGUAGCAGCAUUUUAUAAAAAUAGGCAAAUAAUGACUUAGAAGGCAGUAGGUUUUAGACAUUUUGCCUUAAUUUUUAAAUACUGCACCAAAACCAAAGACUUGGCUUGACUCUUGUUUAACAUCAGUGUUACUCUCUAAAUACUCUUUAAAGUGGAAUUUUGAUUUGAUGCUAUUUCUAUAGUACCUCCCCCGCCACACACACAAGCUACUGUGCAAAUACAGUAACCACUUUUUUAAAAGAGUCAAAAAUUAAAAGCUCCUUGUUUUAAGAAAAGGCUGUAUCAGACAACAUCAGGCAGUUUUAAUUAAGGAGAGUAUUUAGUGGGAGGAUCUUUUUCUAUUGAAGAUCUGUCCAUUCCUGGUACUGAGAAUAAAAGCAACCAGUAGCCAAUUAAUUUCCUUUAGACUAUCAGAUUCCUCUUGCUUACGGGGCAAACCUGUUAACUACACUCUCACAUGCCAAAGUUCUGAAACCAUCCGUUUCACUGAAAAACAGAAUAAUUAAAAUACCUUUUUCUCAGAAGACAACCAAACUUCAACAUAAUGCUCUCUAUGCUAUACCUUCUUACAUGUAUCUUUACAAGUAGCCUUUGUUUUUAGAGGUUUUUGUCAUUGUUGUUGAGUGAGAUGACUUCGGGAAAGUCUCUUUUAUAAUCAUUUUUCAAGUGCCAUUUAUUUUAGUUUUUGUAUUUUAUGUGUAAGUAUGAACGAACUCUUUCCGAACACAUGCCAAAUGGAUAGAAAUAGAAAAUAAUGACGUUACUUACUCAUACAAGUGAAGUGACUAGCAAUGUUUCCAUAAAAUUUUGUCAGGCCUGACUGGGUACAGUUUUUUUUUUUUUUAAAGCUUACAGUGUACUUUUAUACCUGCAUACAUGUUACCGAUAAUACGAUUUUGCAACUGGAUGAUGCAAGGUUUUACUUGAAUAAUGAGGGACAAAGAUCAUGACUGUAGGAGGUAUUUUUUUUUUUUGUCUGUGAUUUUUGCAGCCGUCCCCCUUCAACUCUAGUGAUCUAAAACAUUAACAUGCAAUUGCUAAAAUUUGGUUGGUUGUUGUAAAGAUUUGUCUGUACUGUACUUUCAUCUGUACUGUACUUUCCUCACAGGAUUAUAAGGGUGUUCUAAUCAAUUUGCAUGCCAUAAACCUUUUAGUUAUCUGUGUGUUAAAUGUAUGGAGUUUGGAUUAAAGUGUUGACUUGAUUUCACAUUUGAA
This is a messenger RNA of Meriones unguiculatus (Mongolian gerbil), 6350 nucleotides long. RefSeq names its product pleckstrin homology like domain family B member 2 (gene Phldb2). NCBI's taxonomy places the organism in Eukaryota, Metazoa, Chordata, Mammalia, Rodentia, Muridae. Gene Ontology annotation, cellular component: basal cortex. Gene Ontology annotation, biological process: regulation of microtubule cytoskeleton organization. The record is from RefSeq and is a predicted model, not a curated record. Bases 808 to 4740 code for a protein of 1310 amino acids. The transcript is spliced from 21 exons.